ACUUGGAUUCAUCUUUCUCCCCUAAAAAGGGCUUCUGUAUCAGACUGGCUUGUAGAGACAAUUGGUGAGCUCAGAGUCAUCUCAAAGCAGUGCUCUGGUAAUAAUAAAGUACCAAUGCCAGAACGAUCAGAAGACAACGUCAGAAGCAGACAGCUGUGCCAAGAUGCUAGACCUGACAGGCAGGUCAUGGCAUCACCAAGCCAAAGUUUGUAUUCCACUUUAGAUGAUAACCAGCGAGUGAACUUUCGAGAGAAGCUUCUGAUUAUUGACUUGUCCCUGGAGGAUCGAGACGUGGAGUGCUUGAAGUUUCUCUGCCAAGACUACAUCACCUUCGGAAAACUGGAAAAGUGCAGCAGAGCCUUGGAUAUUUUUGAGUACCUGCUGCAACAGGAGCUGCUGAGUGAGGAAGACCCCUUCUUCCUAGCAGAGCUCCUCUACAUCAUAGAGCAGAAGAUCCUGCUGAAGCACCUUGACUACACCAAGGAGCAGGUGGAAUGUUGGCUGCAAACCCGCCGCAGGGUCUCUCACUUCAGAAACCUGCUCUAUGAACUGUCAGAAGGCAUCAGCUCAGAGAACCUCCAGAGCAUGAUCUUCCUUCUGAAUGAGUCAAUUCCAAAUGUCCAGAUGACCUCUAGAAGUUUCUUGACAUGUCUGGAGAAACAAGCUAAAAUAGAUGAAGAUAAUGUGACAUUACUGGAGAAUCUCUGCCAAAAAAUUGUGCCAAACCUUAUGGAAAAGCUACAUAAAUACAAAAGAGAGAGAAGUGAAAUUAAAAACCAGAUGCUUCAGGCUGCUUUCACACUACGUAAAAAAGCAGUGUUGCUUGCACCACAGAAAAAAUGGUGACCAUGGAAGAGAGUUUUGAUUGGUUCUUAGACUUGAAAGACCCUUUGGUCAUUGCUUCCAACCUCCCAGGCAUCAUAGAAAUCAGUGGCAGUUCAUUCUAGUAAUAAAACUUGCCCUGUUUUCUAA
This is a messenger RNA of Bubalus bubalis (water buffalo), 972 nucleotides long. Its product is annotated as caspase-10. The record is from RefSeq and is a predicted model, not a curated record. Gene Ontology annotation, biological process: negative regulation of extrinsic apoptotic signaling pathway via death domain receptors. Gene Ontology annotation, molecular function: protein binding. The coding region runs from base 115 to 846 and encodes 243 amino acids. Lineage: Eukaryota; Metazoa; Chordata; Mammalia; Artiodactyla; Bovidae. The transcript is spliced from 5 exons.